AUGACUGCCGCAAACCACACCAACGGCCGGAAUGGCAUCAAUGGUUCGAAUGGAACCACAAUUGACUCGCUGACGAACUAUGUCGCUUUCCAGAUCAACGGAUCCGAGAGAACCUCUAUUGGCCACUACGAUCUGGAUAGUGAUAGGAUUCAACCGCUUGCUUUUGCCUCGGGUACGCUGCUCCAGAAUCUCUACCAGGUCAUCGAGAUUGGAGAAUCUGGCAUCAUCCCAUCAGGUGAAAGCAUAUCUGCUUCAUCUGUCAGAAUACUCCCACCCAUAAGUGGUCGAGAUGUGCUCUGCGUGGGCAAGAACUAUGCAGAGCACGCGAAAGAAUUCAACGGCUCUGGUUUUGACAGCUCCGACAAGGUUGAUCAGCCUACCCAUCCUGUCAUUUUUACCAAGCGUUUUACCUCAAUAAUUGCAAACGGCGAGGACAUCUACCCUCAUCCUGGCUUCACCGAGACGAUUGAUUAUGAGGGAGAGAUUGGAGUCAUCGUCGGCAAAGCCGGCCAUCAGAUUUCUGAGGAGAGUGCCAUGCAACAUGUCUGGGGCUAUACCAUCAUCAACGAUAUGACUGCUCGUGAGAGACAACGCGAUCACAAGCAGUUCUACAUUGGCAAAUCGCCAGACACUUUCUGUCCAAUGGGUCCUAUUGCUGUGCCUGCAGGAAAGCUCGACAAGACUCUGCGAGUCCAAACCAGAGUGAACGGCGAAGUGCGACAAGACGCCACCACAGAGGAUUUGAUCUUCAGCAUUCCUUUCCUGAUCAAGACCAUGUCAGAAGGACAGACCCUUAUGCCUGGAGAUGUUCUGGCAACGGGCACACCCGCCGGUGUUGGGAUCGGCAAAAAGCCUCCUACCUAUCUGAAGUCUGGUGACGAGGUCACAGUGUCAGUGGCUGGACUAGGGUCACUGACAAACCGCAUCGGCGGUCAAGACUCGUCGAACCCUACUGUUUCUACCGUUCACGCCAUGAGCCACAUUCCCUCGUCGAACAAAAAAGCUGUUGACUCCAACGGUCUGACAAAAAUCGACAACAAGAUGCUACACUAUCGUCAGCAAGGAUCUUCGUCAGGAGAGAAUCUUGUUUUCGUUCAUGGACUCGGUGGUACCAUGGAUUACUGGACGCCCUUGAUCCAAGCAUCUCGGCUGGACCAAAGCCACAACCUCCACCUGCUCGAUCUCGAAGGACACGGCUUGUCUCCAACCUCUCCCCUGAGCAGCCUCAGCAUCGAAUCUUUCGCAGCAGAUCUUAAGGGCGUCUUCGACCACGCAGGAAUAUCCUCGGGCACUACACUGUUCGCCCACUCCAUGGGCUGCUUGAUCGCUGUCAGAUUUGCCUUGGACAAUCCUGGCUUGAUCAGCAAACUCGUCCUUGUCGGUCCACCGCCAUCGCCUCUGCCCGCCGCAGCUAGCUCGGGCACCCACGCAAGAGCCUACACCGUCCGUACCAAAGGCAUGACAGCAGUGGUCGAUGCCAUCGUCACAGCAGGUACCUCUGAGAAGACAAAAUCUUCAAACCCGCUUGCAGUAACUGCAAUUAGACUCUCUCUGCUUGGUCAAGACGCAGAGGGCUAUGCAAAGGCUUGCACUGCUCUAGCCAAUGCUACAAAUAAAUUGGACUUUGCGGCUGUCAAGGCAUCAACAUUGAUCAUAACUGGCUCGGAAGACAAGGUAUCGCCGCAGCAAUUGUGUGAGGGAUAUGUCCAAUCGCUGCCCAAAGGGAGCUCGCUAGAGGUCUUGAGUGAUGUUGGUCAUUGGCAUGUGUAUGAAGAUGUCGAGGGGGUGAGUCGUGCUGUCUCGAAGUUUCUUUAG
This is a messenger RNA of Aureobasidium subglaciale EXF-2481, 1815 nucleotides long. RefSeq lists its product as uncharacterized. NCBI's taxonomy places the organism in Eukaryota, Fungi, Ascomycota, Dothideomycetes, Dothideales, Saccotheciaceae. Bases 1 to 1815 code for a protein of 604 amino acids. The record is from RefSeq and is a predicted model, not a curated record. Gene Ontology annotation, molecular function: acetylpyruvate hydrolase activity. The transcript is spliced from 3 exons.